AUGACACCAACAGCUGCCUCUUCAGAAGGUCAACUUGUUCAAAAAACUUUAAAUGCUUAUGAAUAUGCUUGUGAAUUACAAUAUAAUAGUAUCGCUGAUCUAAUUCAACGUCAAACAAAACUUCUUCCAUAUGAAAAACGUUUUUUUCGUGUACUCAAACUUAAUGAUAUUCGUCGUUGUGAAACAUUUAUUCAUCGUUUAUAUAAUGAAAAACGACAAAAUGAUAUAGCUAAAAAAGGCUUAUUUUAUGCUGCACAACUUGGCUCAAUACGUUUACUAGAUUAUUUUUUAACACGUUGGAAAAUAGAUAUAAAUACUGAACAAGAACAAGAUAAUGGAUAUUCAACAACAGCUUUAUUAACAUCUAUAACAUACAAUCAAAAUGAAGCAGCAAAGUUUUUAUUAUUUCGUAAUGCUGAUCCAAGUGUAAAAGGUCAAUAUGAUAAUGCAUUAGUUACAGCAUUUCAUUAUAAUUCAAAAAAAGAUCUUUUACGUUUAUUACUUGAUAAAAAUGUUGAUGUAACAGUUCGACAUCCUGAUUAUAAAAAAUUAAACUUAAGAGAAUAUUGUGUAUUAACAAAUCGUGUUGCAGCUAAAGCAGAAAUCGAUGCUUAUAUCAUACGUUUAAUUAGUCAUGGAAAUUAUCAACGCUUAAAAUGGCUCGUUGAUCAUGGCUAUACAUGUAUUAAUGUUAAUAUUACUCCUAAACGUAAUGGAAAACAACUAGCUAAAGAAAGAUAUUAUGAAAAAAUUGUUAAAUUAAUUGAUGAUGUAGAAAAUACACAAAUGAAAGCAAAAAUUAAAAUGAAUUAUUAA
Rotaria sp. Silwood2 is the source of this 816-nucleotide messenger RNA. NCBI's taxonomy places the organism in Eukaryota, Metazoa, Rotifera, Eurotatoria, Philodinida, Philodinidae. The record is from the annotation of a GenBank genome assembly.